This is a messenger RNA of Zea mays, 1069 nucleotides long. Its product is annotated as DUF309 domain protein. The transcript is spliced from 3 exons. The record is from RefSeq and is marked validated. NCBI's taxonomy places the organism in Eukaryota, Viridiplantae, Streptophyta, Magnoliopsida, Poales, Poaceae. Bases 4 to 999 code for a protein of 331 amino acids.
UUGAUGGGUGCUCUCGUCUGGUGGCAAGCCACACACGACACGGCACGGGCACCACAUCCCCCAAGGCAAGGCGUACGUGGCACGCGCGCGUCCAUCUCCACAACGACGACCUUCAUGGCGGUGCCGGCCUCCGCCUCCGCCUCCGCGUGCGCGCGCGCCGGCCCGCCGCAGCCCCGCCACCGCGCGCGUAGUGCCGCCGCGACCGCGGCGGCGUUCUUGCUCCGCCGCCACCAGCGACCGCCACGGCAGAUAAUAAACAUCGUCGACGACCGCCGUGCCAGCUCCGAUCUCCGCUGCCGGCGACGGCUCCUCACGGCGCGAGGCGAGCGCCCGUCCCACGACGACGACGAGGACGAGGACGAGGACGAGGAGCAGACGUCGUCUGCUGGUGGUGGUUACGGGUCCUUCGGCGCGGCGGUGGCGCUGUUCAACCGCGGCGAGUACCACGCGUGCCACGACGUGGUGGAGGAGCUGUGGUACAGCGCCGAGGACCCCGCCCGGACGCUCCUCCACGGCCUCCUCCAGUGCGCCGUCGGCUUCCACCACCUCUUCAACCAGAACCACCGCGGCGCGAUGAUGGAGCUCGGCGAGGGCCUCUGCAAGCUCCGUAAGCUGCAGCUAGACGGCGACGGCGACAACGACGGGGGCGGCCCUUUCUCCCGGUUCCGGGACGAGAUCGCCGCUGUGCUGCAGUUCCUCUACCGCACCCAGAAGGAGCUCGCCGCAUGCACCGAUGAGCUGUGCUUAACCAUGGACGGCUCGCCGAGCUCGUACCAGCUGCUCGGCAACUUCGCCGCCGGCCAGCAACUGUACCGGCUGGAACUGCUGGAAGCGGAGGAGGACGGGGCUUGUUCCAGCAUACUGUUCUCUGCGCCCAACGGCGGCGGCGGCAUCGCUGCGCAAGGAGCAGCUCCUCGCCCCCAGAGAGUGAAGCUUCCAACGCUGCGUGCCACGGAGCAACAUCUGGUAGCGCUUCAGUGUACAUACGAAUAUACGUAGCUAUACCCUAGCAUUCAUUCAUGCGGGUCCACCUGCCUGCAAACGGCGAAGUCAUAAGGAUAACGCUUAA